This is a messenger RNA of Ostrea edulis (European flat oyster), 4166 nucleotides long. Its product is annotated as coiled-coil domain-containing protein 191-like. Lineage: Eukaryota; Metazoa; Mollusca; Bivalvia; Ostreida; Ostreidae. The transcript has 2 exons. Bases 562 to 3498 code for a protein of 978 amino acids. Gene Ontology annotation, molecular function: phosphatase binding. The record is from RefSeq and is a predicted model, not a curated record.
UAGCUUUCGGAUAUUUUCAAAUCUGCACCAACUCGGUUGAAUGUAAUUUCAUGUUAUUUUAAAAGAAAUAGUGUUGUAAAAGGAAGAUCCAUUUCAUUCACUUCAAUUACAUAAGGACAAUGUUUAUCUUGAAGCGGGCACGUGUAAAGUAUAUAAUCUUAGUGUAGUGUAAGCAAGACGUGAUAACGGGUACAAAACAAUGGAGGAAAUUCGAGCGAUUUAAAAACAAGAACAUCUACUCAGUGCAGAGUGACGUUACUCACAUUUAUGAAUAUUUAAGCCGUAAGAAUGUGUGUUUCCACUAGCUUUUACAAUGUCAAAGUCUUGCAAAAAAUGGUGAAAUUAGAACUACAAAAUUUGCAAGCAACAUGUAUUUGGCCACCAAACAAGUCGGUUUAUUUGAUUUGAAUCCCAGAGAAGAAAAAUAUACUUGCAAUGGACCUUAUUGUCAGAUCCCGGGAAAAAUGUCCAAGGAUCAACAGAUGACAUGAGGAGACCAGGUGAAAGGAUUAGGUGAAAUGAUAUAGAAAUUCUCAGUGCUUUUCCUUCACUGGAGUGAAAAUGUCUGACAAAUUCCAUAAAGAUGGUCUCUACAAAUGGAAAAAGCAAACUGAUAAUAAAGUGUAUUCCAGGUCACAAAAAGUGGCAACAACCAGUGAUAUUCAAAACUGGAUCCAAAAAGUUGAACAAGCCUCAGAAAAGGCAGCAGAAAGUGUCUUUCAAGGAAAGCCAUCAAGGCACCAUUCAGGAAAGACUGUUACAGCUUUGAAGACUCUAGAUCAACUUAGGGAACAUGACACAGCUCUCACAGAGGCUCAGGACCUCCUGUCACAGUGGAUGGAAGAGAAGGUCUGUCUGGAUGUGGAUGACGAUGGAGGAGGAGAUGCUUACAGCGAUGAUGCUCUGCAUCAGAGGAGAUUAGAAUCAAAUGUCAAGAAAGAAUGGGAUCAUUUGUUAGAUAAUAACUAUGAAUUGUAUGAUGUACCAAGAAAACAAAAAGUCAAGGAAGAUAAAUCUGAUCCAUAUGCAUUUCUUGAUAAAAUGGAUGACAGUGAAGCUGUGGAGUCCAUCCUAGAACAUAUGCUGAAUAAAAAACUGGUGAAAGAAGCAUUUACUGAGGACCUUGGUUUGAAUGAAAUGUCAAUAUACAAAGAUCCCAGAACUAAAAUGGAGCUAAGACAUAAACAAGUGAAAGAAAAUCGGGAGAAGAGAGAGAAAGAGUUGUUGAGGAAAAGACAAGAACGGCAGGCCAAGAAGACAGCUCAAAAUCAAGCGAAAAUAAUAAUAAUGAAGGAAGAAAAGGACAAAUUGAUGAAGGCUAGGCAGGAGGAGAUGGCUAUAAAGAAGGAGAUGGCCCGUAUUAGGAAAGAGAUGCAGGAAGAAAGACAGAAGCAAAGAGACGCCAAGAAAAGUGAAGAGACCGAGAAGAAAACCAUCAUGUCUGAGGCCAAACUUCACGUGGAUCAGGAGAGAGAGAACGAGAGAGCAGAAAGAUUACAAAAGCAGCUGGAAAUGGAAGAAAGACAAAGAGUUCUCAUUCAAAAAAUGGAGGAGAUGGAAGUUCGUAGGAGGGCUAAUGAAAUGAAAAUUUUGCACAACUGUUUUAGGGCCUGGUAUAAUGUUGCUCUGGAGAGAAGAAUGCAAAUGGGGAAAGCAAGAGCCCUGUCUGAUUGGAAGUUGCUUCUCCGAGCUUGGAAUGCAUGGUCGUCUGUGAUACGUUCUAAAAAGUUAGAGAUUGAGGCAAGACAGCACGAAAUUGAUGUCAUUAAAUCCCACAGAAACAUCCAGAUUGCAGAAAAGCACCACAGACAUGGAUUACUGAAGAAAUAUUUUCUGGCCUGGCAAAUAUGGAUACACCAGGAACAGGAGAGGAAAGAAAUGAAAAACAUGCAGGAGGAAACAAAGAAGAAGAUGACAGUAUUUUUGGAGGCUGCGUCUGAGGGAAAGUUGUGGGAAAGUACUGUUGAUGACUCUAGUGAAAUUAUAAAGGUCCAGAAAAUGCCUUCAGUGAAUGUGGAUGAUUUUUUCAACAGUCAACCAAAACGACCUUCAACUUCUUUGAGUACUGUUUCCUCUAAUGCAAGUGAUCCCCAAGAACGGAAAGUGUCUCGUCCAAACAGAAUUCCAACACAGGCAUGGCAGGUGAACAGGAGGCAUCUGAACCUCACUCCUGAGGAAAUAGCAAAACUGGGAGGAGGUGAAGAAAUUGAUGAGCAGGAGAGGCCUACAGAUCUUCAAGUCCGAAAGAGAUUUGGAACUCAGCCAUGGAUGAACACAAAAUACAUUACCAAUAACUUCGAAAAUCGACACAACUCUCAGCAGAAGAUUAUCAAAGACCAACAAAGGGAGUUACAGGAACAGAGGAGAAUGAUAGAGGAAUUGCAAUUCACACAACAAAAACAAAAGCUGCAACAACAGGCAAACACACAAAAAGAAAUUCAAAGUUUAUUAGAUAAACAACCAAUGUCAGAAAGUGUGCUGAGGGAGAGAGGGUGGCUCACAUGUCAGACAGGUUCCAAGAAAGAUGAAACAAAUAGAACUCCUAGAAAUAAGGAACAUCAAAAAUAUCCUGAGACUGACAGGUCACCUGCUAAUGAAGGUGACAAGACAAAUAGAACAAAUGUUUCAUCAGCAACAGCUGGUUCGUUAAAGUCCAACAGCAAGUACUUAUCCCUUCAGAAAAAGAUGGAUGAAAGAGCAGCCGAAAGGGCGAAGGCAAAAAUGGAGAGGGAAGAAAAGCGGAGACAGAUGGAAGAAGAGAAACUGGAGAAGCUCAAAGCUGAAGAGGAAGAACUCAUUCAAAAAGAGCAAGAGGAGAAAAAGGCUAGGAUUUCUGCACUCCAGGAGAAAAAGAAACAGGAAAAGUUGCGGGAUCAAAGAAAGCUGGAACAAGAAGAGAAAAUGAAAACACUAAGUGCAAUGGCAGAUAAGCACUACCUCAAGUCAUUGAUGAAGUACAAAGGUAUGAUUAGAUUCAAAAAGUUGGUGGAAAAGUCGAGACAAAAUGAGGUGAAAGCCGUGAAACACUGGAGAGAUUGUUUGAAGAGGAAAUUAUUAAGGCAGUGGAAGGAGAACGUCAGAGAAAUUCAACAAGUAAAGGAGAAAAUGGCGGACAAGAUGUUUGAGUACAUAUUGAUCAAAAGGUGCUUCAAAAACUGGAGACUUGUUAAAAAUCAUGUGGAGAUUCUUGAAGGAAGAGCAAAGCGUUAUUACAACAGAAAUUUGAAAAACAAGAUUUUCUUAAUGUGGCGUGACUGGGCACAGCAUGAAAAAGUAGACAAUAUUGAAAAGGAACGGAGAGCCAGGGAACAUCGUGUCUGGAAUUUGAAGUCUAAGUAUUUUCACAAAUGGAGAAGGCACCCAGAGGAAUUGAAGAAAGAGAAGGCACGUGAAAAACGGAGAAAAGAAAUGCGAUUGACUGUUGCUGCGCUUCUACCGGACUAUGAGGGGAGUGGGAGAAAAAGUCAAACUGUAGAUGAGGAGUAUAGAUACAAUUAGUAGAUCGUUAACCGGGCAUUUUAACAUUCCUUGACAUUUGGUUGUGAUCCGCCUUGACAUUUUGUAUGUGAUCCGCCUAGACAUUUGGUUGUGAUCUGCCUUGACAUUUUGUAUGUGAUCCGCCUAGACAUUUGGUUGUGAUCCGCCUAGACAUUUGGUUGUGAUCCGCCUAGACAUCUUGUAUGUGAUCCGCCUAGACAUUUGGUUGUGAUUCCUAAUUUGUGAUCCGAUUCAAGUGCUUCUCUAAUCUAUUUAUUAAUUUAUUGAAUUCGAUCUUUCCAUCAACUCUUUGGCAUUGUGUAAAAGUUGACUGUAAGAUAUUUUACAGACUUGGUGUAUGUUGUAGUUUUUGAUCAUCAUGUACAUGAACAUAGUCAUACUCUCUAUCAUAGUUUUUCCUAUAGUAAUUCUGCACAGUCUGCAAUAAAAUACUUUUGCAUGUGAAAUAAAAUGUCACAAUGAUUUAGAAAUGUAAAGAAAUAUUUUAUUUAUCAGUGUCCGUUGAAAUUCUAGAUAUCGUAGGUCUGCGUAUACAUUUCUAAUACAAUCAACAUCUUUUUUUAAGUACAAAAUCAAUGAAAAAUUAUUUUGUUUAAACCUUUUUCAAAUGAUUUCAUGGAUGCUGAAUUUCUUGUCGAUGAAUAAAUUGUAAAGAGUAUUUUUGAUGA